This is a messenger RNA of Suncus etruscus (white-toothed pygmy shrew), 947 nucleotides long. It is a transcript of the gene ZC3H8, whose product is annotated as zinc finger CCCH-type containing 8. Gene Ontology annotation, cellular component: nucleus. Lineage: Eukaryota; Metazoa; Chordata; Mammalia; Eulipotyphla; Soricidae. The record is from RefSeq and is a predicted model, not a curated record. The coding region runs from base 21 to 938 and encodes 305 amino acids. Gene Ontology annotation, biological process: negative regulation of DNA-templated transcription. The transcript is spliced from 8 exons. Gene Ontology annotation, molecular function: metal ion binding; RNA binding.
CUCACGCGCUUGGGAGACUCAUGGAUUUUGAGAAUCUUUUCUCCAAACCCCCCAACCCGGCCCUUGGCAAAAAGCCAGCCACGGACUCUGCCGAAAGAAUCCAUGAUGAAAUAGAUGAUACGGAAGUUGAAGAAACACAAGAAGAGACAAUAAAAUGGGACAUAAAACUGGGAUGUGGUCAUAUGCCCAAAAAACUUCGGCAUUCCAGAAACUCUGCUGCCUCACAAAAGAAUUUACUCCAUAGAAAAUCAAAAAGUAAGGACUAUUUGCCAGAUAGUGACAAUGAGUCACUCGGUAAAGACUCAGAAGAUAAUUUUGCUAAAGCUCUUCAGCAGUAUAUUCAAGCUAAAGAAAUGGCCAAUGCUGCCCAGGAAUUACCAGUUCCUGAAGAUUCCAUGAAGAAAGGUCCAUCAAAGGAAACGCAGAAUGCAGCGAAAAAAAAGAAUAAAAACCUUAAAUCUGUUCAAAAGAAUGGGAAGCAGAAGAAAAUGAAGCGGAAACGGCCUGGUGGUGGGGAAGAAGGACCCAAUGCUCUUCCAAGCAAGCGAGUUCCUCGGGACCAGGAAGGCAGACCCGAGGAGAAGCCACAACAUGUGAAACUGAGUCCAGGAUUCAUCAAGCAACACACAGUGGAACGCAAGGGAAAACAGAUUUGUAAAUACUUUCUUGUGAGGAAGUGUAUUAAGGGAGACCAGUGUAAAUUUGAUCAUGAUGCAGAGCUAGAGAAGAAAAAGCAAAUGUGUAAAUUUUAUGUACAAGGAUAUUGUACCAAAGGCGAAAACUGUUUAUUUUUACACAAUGAAUAUCCUUGCAAGUUUUACCAUACAGGAGCAAAAUGUUAUCAGGGAGACAAUUGCAAGUUUUCUCAUGCUCCGCUGACUGAAGAGACACAGGAACUGUUGGCAAAAGUUUUAGAUUCGGAAAAGAAGUCAUCAUGAAAAAUUCUU